UGAUUUGGCAAUUGUAACUUGUGGUAUUCAAAGCAUAUUUUGUUUUUUUUUUUGCAACUGAGGAAGGAAAUAACUCUUUUCUCUUUGACAUUUUGUUGUAAGCCGACGACGACGAAGUGAAAAGAGGCUUUGAGUUGAAGCGUUGAAAACGGAGAUAUGGAGUCGGAACACCAAGGCAAUGUAGAGGAAGUAGAGGAAGCUAUGGAGUCGGAACAUCAGCCUAAACUUAGCCCUAUGAGAGCAUUCCAAGCCCUAAUGCAUGGAAGACAAAAUCCUAGCAAACAGGUUGGAGAGAUUGUUGAUGACCACACAGAGGAUGGAAUUAUACCUGCGUCAAAAUCGCUUCCAAAAGCUUUUUUACUUCAUGGGAUUGAGGACGAUGCAUACACAAGUCUCUCAGAAUAUCAUGACUAUGAACCAUGUCUGGAAUUUGAUGACUCAGAGUUAGUUCAACAAAGCACUGGAUUAGCACCACUACCACCAGAGCUGCUGAACUUGAAUGAGGAGCUGCUGGAGAGACCGGCCAGUGACGGCACCAUCGAGGAAAACUUCGAGGAAGAGCUCGCGAAAGCACCCGAAGUAUACACUGAAAUCUCGGGGUCAUUAGAUGAAGAGAGCUUUUCAGACUUGACUGGAACGGGGCUGGUUGAGGUGGUGGGGGAUGAUGAGGUGGGGCGACGUAUCAUCGUCGUGUCUGCCUGUCGCUUGCCGCCCAACAAGGAAUUACAUCAAGACAAAUUGCUAAGGUACCUGAUUUUCACGCUAGACAAAUACGUAGAACAAGAUUACAGUCUUGUUUAUUUCCACCAUGGACUGUCGAGCAAGAACAAGCCAGCAAUAACCUGGUUAUGGAAGGCAUACAAGGCGUUCGAUAGGAAAUACAAGAAGAAUCUAAAGGCGUUGUACCUGGUCCAUCCGACAAAUUUCAUAAGAAUCGUAUGGCAAAUGCUGAAACCCGCUAUCAGCGUUAAGUUCGGCAGAAAAAUGAUGUACGUCAACUACUUACAUGAACUUCAACAACAUUUGAACUUGGAGAAACUUUGCAUACCUGAACAGGUUCUCGAGAACGACAAAAUGUUGCUGUCAAAAAAUCCCAGAGCAGCAGAGAUUGCGAGAGUAAGCGCAGAGAAGAUAGAUAAAGUCGUGGCGCCAGAAGUGGACGCGACGAGGAAAGAACUAUCGCCGCCGCCGACGCAGCAGUUCGGAGUGUCGCUGCAGUUCAUCAAGGAGAAAAACCCUGACAUGAUCGGAUCUAUACCGCCCCUUGUGAGGCAAUGCGUCGAGUUUCUUUCACAGCCUGAUGCUUUGGAGACAGAGGGUAUAUUCCGACGUUCUGCGAACAAGUCAGUGAUAAUGGAGCUACAGCGCGCGUGCAACCGCGGCGAGCCGAUCUCAUUCCGCGACGAUCCGCAUAUCGCGGCUGUUUUACUCAAGACCUUCCUGAAGGAUCUCGAAGAACCGCUCAUGACCUUCGACUUAUACGAGGAGAUACUCCAGUUUCAGACGUGGACAAACAAGGCGAAACCUCGUCAGGUGAAGAUACUGAUCCUGGAGAGGCUUCCACUCGACAACUACAAGCUGCUCAAGUACAUCAUACAGUUUCUGUGGAAGGUGCAAGAUAGAAGCUGUCUAAACAAAAUGACGAGUAGCAAUCUGGCGGUGGUAUUCGGACCGAACCUUGCGUGGCCGCCCAACGGGCAGAUGUCGCUCCAAGCCAUCGCACCCAUCAACGCUUUCACAGAUUUCCUACUGGAGAAUCAGGAAUGCCAUAUUUUCAUAUAGCACAAAUUUAAGAAUUUUGAUGUUAUCGUCGAUUGGAUCACCUCUGCAUUACAAUUCUCUGUUUUUUUUGCACAUGUACAGGGUCAAGAGCACGUCAAGCUUCACACUUAAGACUUAAAUCUAACUAUACCGCUUACGACAAUAACGGUCCAAACUACAAAGUGUCAAGCUUGAUGUGCUCUUGACUGUACCAGGAGUCACUCAGUCAGAGCGACCUUAAUUUGUCAUACAAAGUAAAGUUGUUAAACAUUUUAGGCGGUCACACCUGUCAUUCAUGCUCGGUCUCCUGGUCUUGGUCCUUUCUCGCCUUCUCUCCUGGAGUUGAUCCAAGUCAGUUUUCUAAUUUACUUUGAGGACUUCAUUUUAAAUAGCGAUUGUUAUUGUAUUGUGAAAUGAAGUACAACUCCUAUACUGUCGAAUUUUUUACCGAAUACAUUCUAUUCUAGUAUUACUAAUGUCGAUUCGUGUUCAGAACGCUGUUGACCAAUGUCGCAUCACCACUGCAAUGAAGCUAAGUGAUUGGUCCGCUUUCAUUCUCAACUGCAUAUCACGUGAUAUUAAACCAUGCGAUUGGUCAGUUUCCUUUCAGCAUUUUUAACGCAAAUGAACUAAAAUUAAAGUUUAUAUACCAAAAAUAACAAAGAGUAGUAUAAGGUUUUUUAUAUGUUAAUUAUAAGUUGUACUAACUCAGCAGUAAGCGAAGCUAGUUCUUUUUUAAAGGCAUUAGAACAUAAUUUUAAGGAUAUUUCAAGCUUUAAAAAGAAAUUAUUUUAAACAUUAAGAAUCUGAUGUGACCGGAUGUUACAGACGGCUUUACAAGUGCUCGCUUCAACGGAUAAGCUGCGGACACAAACUUUACGCAUUAGUUUGUUCCGGCAUCUACUACACCACUAAACUGGGCCCUAAAUGUGAUUAUUGUUGGAUCUGAGUAGUGUAAUUAACAUUCAGUUUCAAUAUAAUGUUAUUACGAUAAAAUCGAGUGUGACAUAGUUACGCUCGUUUGGUCUCGCUCUUAGCCUAGCAACACGCGUAAUUUUGGCGUCUUCUAGUUUCUUCCCACAAUGAAUAACUUCGUCCUGUAUAGCGUUAAGGUAAAGAAAAACAGACGACAGUAUCUACGUUCAUAAACAGUGUUGCUUCAUAUUAAAAAACGUUUUAUAAUUCCAUAAUGUUUCUCUAAUUUAUAUAAAAAAUAGAUAAA
Molecule: messenger RNA, 2983 nt
Organism: Hyposmocoma kahamanoa
Lineage: Eukaryota; Metazoa; Arthropoda; Insecta; Lepidoptera; Cosmopterigidae
Gene: RhoGAP68F
Product: rho GTPase-activating protein 1
Exons: 11
Coding region: 157-1782 (541 amino acids)
Biological process (GO): negative regulation of endocytic recycling; small GTPase-mediated signal transduction
Cellular component (GO): cytoplasm
Molecular function (GO): GTPase activator activity
Source: RefSeq, a predicted model, not a curated record